CUCAGAAGGCACUGGGCGCGUCCUGGUAAUGGCGCGCUCGACGCUCCGUUAGUCCGCGUGUGGCGGCGCGGUGGCUUAGCGCUCCGCAGUUCCCGACCGACCGCCUCAGAGACUGGCGGGUCGGGCUUGCGUAGCGCGGGCGCAUGGCUCUGCUGUACCGCGCGACGCGGCUCAAAGACCGCGCCGACUCCCACGUGUUCACGUUCGUCGUCACACGAUCUGCCACGAGGGAGCCCGACCGCGACGUGACUUCCAAGGACUUCUGCUGUGCUCAUCAGCGAUGGGCCGUCGCUUUCAGUCGCACGGAUGCCUCGCUGGGAGUUUACUUGGUGUGGCGAGGAGUAUGCGAAGGCAUGCGAGUUUAUGUUGACUUCACUUUUACUCUACUAAGUCGAGAUCACUUUACUGCAAACGAAAGUUUCUCUGGAAAACAAGUCAGAUUUAAUGCAGGAUGUGCUGCUCAAGGUCGGGGACGUCUUGUCUCCAUCGCAGAGCUCAACACCAAGUUCGCAGACGCUCGAGGAGAGUUCCAGCUCGAACUGAGCAUGUCGCGAGUAAGAACUCUAUACACUUGUGAACUUCGCGCUCCACGACUUGAUACACCUCCCUUCGCAUUUGCUGGAUUUGAUUGGUCGGUAUCUGCGAGUGGUGGUAGUGGAAAAGACCCCUUAAGUCUAAGGCUAGUACGUCUGUCGGGUGAAGGACAGUUAUGCAGAGUUCGAUAUGCUCUCUCACUUGGAGAAGGAGAUCGACGGAUACAGUCUGGUUCUCUAGAAUGUUUAUGUGAUGGGGAUGGGCGCACUCCACCGUGGACUCCUCGUCCUCCUUCCCGCCUUCUUCAGAAAGGUGCCCGUCUGACUGUGGAACUGUUGUGGGCUAGAGCUCUGUCAGAGUUGGCAAUUCCCGUCGCUGGAAGGGCAUCAACAUGCUACGAUCGCGACAAACAAGCGUGGGGCCUUCGCUGUGAUACUCAUUCUGAACUAGUUCGUCUUCAUAUGCUAUAUCGUGAUGUUCAUCACGUACCCAGAAACCAUCUUCGUUAUGUGAGUUGGUCUGCAUGGUUAGUGAGGACUACAACUGCUCCUGGUGAAGCAGACGCUAUUGAACUCCCUGGAGCACCGUUUGAAAACUAUUAUGCUCAAGAAAGUGCAGAUGAAGGGCUCAUGAUGGAAACAGCAUUGCGGGUUGAGGAGGUGUCAAGAGCUGGAUGUCCUUACGUUCACCCCGGGGGAGAGCUACGAGUGCGCCUGGAAUGGGGAGACACUUAUUUACUCUUCCAAGCAACUUAUCAUGUUUACGAUGAUCUAUGUCGUUUGCAUGCGCAUCAAAUGAGACGAGAAAUAGCUGUUCUUCAAGCGGAGAACUACUCUUUGGAGCGUCAGUUGUUCAGCUAUCAGAAGAGCUUGGCGUACGCGCAAGCCCAAGCGAGCGAGCCGGCGCCAGUCGAGGGUGGAGGCAGGCGAUCGCCAGCAGAACGGUCACUCUCCACGGACACGGAGUAUGCUUAGAGUGGUUCAAGUAGCGUGGGCCCAAAGAGUGCCCACUUCAAACUAUUCUAUCUUCUUGACUGAUUCUGACGUUUUUUGAUCGAUUUAUCUAUUUUUCUAAAGAUUUUAUGGCGAGGUGCGCCUCGUCAGCACCGCUCUUCGCCAGACGCCUGCACCCUCGCUUGGAUCUAAAGAUAGUUGGUAGAACUUGAAUACCUUUUUUCUAUUAAUCUGUACAUAAAAUAUAUUUAGAGAUUAUAUAUUAUGUAUAUUUCUUAACUUGAAACUCGAAUUCAAAUUAUACUACAAAACAGUCGAUUACGAUUAAAUAUUAUUAAAUGAAA
This is a messenger RNA of Leptidea sinapis, 1831 nucleotides long. RefSeq lists its product as uncharacterized. The transcript is spliced from 4 exons. NCBI's taxonomy places the organism in Eukaryota, Metazoa, Arthropoda, Insecta, Lepidoptera, Pieridae. Bases 144 to 1508 code for a protein of 454 amino acids. The record is from RefSeq and is a predicted model, not a curated record.